Molecule: messenger RNA, 1400 nt
Organism: Cornus florida
Lineage: Eukaryota; Viridiplantae; Streptophyta; Magnoliopsida; Cornales; Cornaceae
Product: thioredoxin H-type-like
Exons: 5
Coding region: 234-653 (139 amino acids)
Source: RefSeq, a predicted model, not a curated record
CAGAUUAAUCGUCUAUUUUCGCCGGCAAUCCUCUGUUGUGUAUAUGCAUGUGCAAGUGUUCUCCGAAUGUCAAACUUUACGAAAACUCGACGAACAGUCUAAAGUUCACUUUUUUAGGGAUUUGAUUCGAAUUUCCGGCCUGUAAAGCCCGAAAAACUAAUUAAGAUCAACACAAGAAGCUCAAAUCAAGGAUACUCUGGGUAGUUCAGCAUAUCUAGUUUCUGAAGAUCAAAAUGGGACUUUGCUUAACUAAGCCUCUGAAUGAUGGGGAUGAUUCUGAUCAUAAUCUCAAGUUUGCUGGUGGAAAUAUUCACCUCAUCACAACCAAAGAAAGUUGGGAUGAAAAGCUGUCAGAAGCAAGGAGGGAUGGCAAGAUUGUGAUUGCAAAUUUCAGCGCAUCAUGGUGUGGUCCUUGUCGAAUGGUUGCACCAUUCUAUUGCGAGCUAUCUCAGAAACACCCUUCGUUAAUGUUUCUAACAGUCGAUGUUGAUGAACUAACUGAAUUUAGUACAUCAUGGGAUAUCAAAGCCACUCCGACCUUCUUCUUCCUUAGAGAUGGUCAGGAAAUUGACAAACUCGUGGGGGCCAACAAGCUGGAGCUACAGAAGAAGAUAACCAACAUUCUAGGUUCUGUUGCCCCAGGUCAGAAAUAACAGUUUGGUUUUUUAUUUUGUCACCAUGAGUGGCCAAGGAACUAUUCUGUCUGUUUUUGUUGCGAGUGCUGUGAGUCUCCGUCUAUAUACUUUGCCUUAAAUUUGUAAAGAAUACUAAUUUUAAUUACAUGAUUGUCUUGAAGAUUUGGAAUAUUUUAAGAGAUAAAACCUGGGUACUAAUGAACACUCCAUUUUCCAGAAAAUGGAGACUAAGGACUGUCAGAAAACUCUCUCUCUCUCUCUCUCUCUCUCUCUCUAUAUAUAUAUAUAUAUAUAUUCAGUUGGAAAUAUCUUUAUUAAUGAUUUAUAUAUUCAAGAAAGGAUAUCGAAGAACAUAAAUCCAAUUUGGGGACCUUCCAUGACUUGCAAAAUGAAUGGAAGAUGAUGACGUACCGAGUUUGAUGACACUGUUUCGUAGGGUCCUCAGCUAUCACAUGGCUGUAGCAAAAAUCUGAUCUUAUGCAGUGUGUAGCCUCAGUGACUUUGCCAAGAAAAAUUCCUACCUUUGUUUCUGGUUGCAUUCUUUGGAAAAACCAAGUCUCCUGCAAAUUUGGAGUACUUCUAAUUUGUUUAUGUAAUGCACAAAGCACGUGAACCAGUAGUUGAACCAUUAAUUGACAUAAUCUUCAUUGACUAGCAUUUGUGUCUGAGAACAAAAAUGCUAUGUAAUGCUCAAAUCAGGUGAACCAGUAGUUGAUUGAUUAAUCGACAUAGUUUUAUUGAAUAGUAUUUGGUUUGUUUUGAUUU